CUUGCACUCAACCUCAGUCCAAGUUCACUUGCGUUCUCACUAAAUUUCAAGCCAACAACGAAUUAUCUUGGUCAGAAUCUACAGCGUCCGCAAGCAUCGAGAUUGAGUUCUUACUGCGUAAAUGAAUCUCGACCAACAAAAUAGGGACCAAUACUAAUCUCGAAAUUCCUUGCUCUCCAAUAUCCGACUUGAGAUCAUCACCAGAAAGGGGUUGAGAAGAGAGUGACCAAGUGGUCGCCAUAUCAGAGGUGCCCUCUCUGAUACUCAUCAAAUACAAUAAGGAGAUAACAUUGCUGUUCGAUCAAAGUAUUCAUUUGCCUCAUCUCAGCUGUAUAGGUAGCAAGAUCUACACAGCCACAUCUAAAGCAUCUCUUCCCAGCAUCAACAUACUAUUCUCACCACCAUUCACAAUGCCACCUCGCAAGUCUAGCUCGCGAAAAAGCGACACUUCAACUGCACGAUUUGUCCCGAUGGAUGAUGUGUCACCCUCGGAGCAAAGUCCAGCACCCGCUCCGACACAUGACAACGAUUCCAUGGCCACACAAGUACCUGCACCAGCACCAGCACCAGCACCAGCACCCCCAGCUGCCAGUGAGACUGCUGCUACGGAAGCUGAAGCGGAUUUUUCUAUGACCCAGAAUGGAGACAAGAAGGACAAGGACAAGGACAAGGAUAAAGAGCAUAAGGAGCACAUCACCAUCGAGGACUUGACCCUUCCAAAGUCUAUAAUAACCCGCCUGUCCAAGGGUGUUCUACCCCCCAACACACAGAUCCAGGCCAAUGCCAUCAUGGCUCUAAGCCAGAGCACCACAGUGUUUAUCAACUACCUAGCGUCUCACGCCAAUGAAAACACAGUAAAUGCAGGCAAAAAGACAAUCUCCCCUGCAGAUGUCUUCAAGGCCCUUGAGGAGACCGAGUUUGCGUUUCUUAAAGAACCUCUUGAAGCUGAAUUUGCCAGUAUGUCUUUUUAUAUGCCCUGCCAUGUCUUUCGUUAUGGGACAGAUCGUAUGACAAGACUGCUAAUACCCUACACAGAGUUCAACGCUAUCCAGACUGAAAAGCGCACAUCCUACCGUCAAAAAGUCCGCGCCAAGAAGUCAGACGGGCCAGACACUGACAUGCCAGACACCUCCAACAUGGAGACCGACGCAGACACGACAGCUGUCUCAACAGGCCCUCUAACUAAGCGCCCUCGUGUAGAGCCUGGAAACGCAGAGGCGGAGGAGGAUGCCGUGACGGAGGAUGAGGUUGAGAUCCCCGAAGAUUCAGAGGACGACGAAGUCGAAGAAGAAGACGAGGAGGAGGCGGAAGCUAGCGGCGAUGAUACCCAGGAUGCCCUUGAGCUCAAGGAAGGGAAAGAGGAGAGAGACGAGGCAUUGGAUGGGGAUGAGAGUGAUUAGAAAAAUGUAGUUAGCCAUUCGGCCUGGGGGUUGGAUGAACGACUCUGGUGUUCAUGGUGCCACUGUCACACAAUUUAUUGACACGCCAUUCUAGUUUACUUUCCUUCAGUUGCCUCCCU
Molecule: messenger RNA, 1519 nt
Organism: Fusarium odoratissimum NRRL 54006
Lineage: Eukaryota; Fungi; Ascomycota; Sordariomycetes; Hypocreales; Nectriaceae
Exons: 3
Coding region: 411-1400 (329 amino acids)
Biological process (GO): heterochromatin formation; DNA damage response; leading strand elongation
Cellular component (GO): CHRAC; epsilon DNA polymerase complex
Molecular function (GO): chromatin DNA binding; protein heterodimerization activity
Source: RefSeq, a predicted model, not a curated record